Messenger RNA from Pleuronectes platessa (European plaice), 1272 nucleotides. RefSeq names its product POU class 3 homeobox 3a (gene pou3f3a). The transcript has a single exon. Gene Ontology annotation, cellular component: nucleus. Gene Ontology annotation, molecular function: RNA polymerase II cis-regulatory region sequence-specific DNA binding; DNA-binding transcription factor activity, RNA polymerase II-specific. Lineage: Eukaryota; Metazoa; Chordata; Actinopteri; Pleuronectiformes; Pleuronectidae. Bases 1 to 1272 code for a protein of 423 amino acids. Gene Ontology annotation, biological process: brain development; regulation of transcription by RNA polymerase II. The record is from RefSeq and is a predicted model, not a curated record.
AUGCUUUGUGGGAUGGCAACAGCCACCUCCAGUCCCUAUCUAGCCAGCAGCAGGAUUUUAUCCGGCCCGGUCCUUCACUCUGACCGGAGGGGUGGUGGCAUGCAGCCGGGCAGCACCGCUGUGACCACGGUUUCCAGUGGCUACAGAGGGGACCCGUCAGUUAAGAUGGUGCAGAGUGACUUCAUGCAGGGAGCCAUGGUGGCAAGCAACGGGGGCCACAUGCUCAGCCACGCUCACCAGUGGGUCACGUCGUUGCCGCACGCCGCAGCCGCAGCAGCCGCAGCCGCGGUGGCAGCAGUCGAGGCCGGCUCCCCGUGGCCGCCCAGCUCCCAGCAGCAAGAGGUGAAGAGAAACGGCGGCAGGGAGGACCUCCACUCGGGCUCCGUUCUGCACCACAGGUCCCCACAUCUGGGUCCUCAUCAGACGCACCCGGGAAGUUGGGGAGGCUCCUCCGCGGCGCACAUCGGCAUCUCCGAGGGGCAGCAGCAGCAGCAGCAGUCCCUCAUCUACUCCCAGCCAGGCGGGUUUACUGUCAACGGGAUGCUCAGCUCACACGCCGGACAGAGCCUCAUGCACCCGGGGCUGGUGCGCGGCCAGUCCCCGGAGCUGGACCACGGCAGCCAGCAUCACCACCAGCAUCACCACCACAAUCACCACACACACCAUCACCAGCAUCACGGUGUGAACCAUGAGCCGCACUCCGACGAGGACACGCCGACGUCUGACGACUUGGAGCAUUUCGCCAAACAGUUCAAGCAGCGACGGAUCAAGCUCGGUUUUACGCAGGCGGACGUGGGCUUGGCGUUGGGCACCCUGUACGGCAACGUGUUCUCACAGACCACCAUCUGCAGGUUCGAGGCGCUGCAGCUGAGCUUUAAGAACAUGUGCAAGCUGAAGCCUCUGCUCAACAAAUGGCUGGAGGAGGCCGACUCCACGACCGGGAGCCCGACCAGCAUCGAUAAGAUCGCCACACAGGGCAGGAAGAGGAAAAAGCGCACGUCCAUCGAGGUGAGCGUAAAAGGCGCGCUGGAGAGCCACUUCCUCAAGUGUUCCAAACCCUCCGCGCAGGAGAUCACCUCUCUGGCGGACACUCUGCAGCUGGAGAAGGAGGUGGUCCGGGUCUGGUUCUGCAACCGCAGGCAGAAAGAGAAGCGCAUGACGCCACCCGGACUCCCGCGCACCCCGGAGGACGCGUACUCGCAGGUGGGCAGCAUGGGUCCUGACACUCCGUCGCCCUCCAUAGACUGCAAGAGGAUGUACAGCGACACGUGA